GGAUGGAGAGAGAAAUAGGAGGGUGUUGAAACCAUGUGGAUCCAUGGAGAAAAUAUGGAAUUUUGCAUUUAGGACUAUGUAAAAGACGUUCAAUAUAUUUGAUAUUUAUAUUUUAGAAAUGAUCCACUUAAUUUUAGGGAGUCAUACUUUAAUAGACAUUCUGACGACCAGUGCGUCGAUGAUGUAGCGAUUGAUUAAGCAUAAAUGAACGAUAUCUUAAACAACAUUAUCUCUUAUUUUCUUCAGUGUAACGUUAGUUACACAUGUUAGUCUUAAUAAGCAUACAGGUCUCUUAAUGCACAGGUCAAAUAGCUAAACCUUUUAAAGAGAUAAAUUGCGAUUUCACAUGAUGUAAUAAAAAUUACAUUUUUAUUAGAAGCAUGGCUUAAGCAGCCUCUAUACAGCUUGUCUGUUCUAGCCUCUCCUGUCAUAAUGUUUUCUGAACAUGAACGUUCGAAUAAAAAAAUAGCAGUGUUGUAAAACAACUGGUCAAACUGCGGGCAACAACUAUCUGACCCGCUGUUAGUUUAUCAGCACUGCCCAGAAACACAGGGUGUGGGGAAUGCAAGGACACUGUACAGAAUAAAACCCCUCCACCAGUUGCUCAUUCAUUCAUUCAGUCAUUCAUUAGGCCUUGGACCUGACACAUCUUCUUCUGGAGCCUGAGCUGUAAAAGUGUCUGCAAAUAAUAUGGAAGGGUCAUUAAAGUAUAUUAGAGAAGGAAAUGGCAAAGUCAGUCGAGUUAUUCGCAUGGGAACAAGGAAGAGCCAGCUGGCUCGCAUUCAAACAGACAGUGUGGCCGGCAGACUGAGAGAGCUUUAUCCAGACGUUCAUCUAGAAAUAGUUGCCAUGUCUACAAUUGGGGAUAAAAUCCUGGACACUGCAUUAUCAAAGAUUGGCGAAAAGAGCCUCUUUACCAAAGAACUGGAGAAUGCCCUUGAGAGAAAUGAGGUGGAUAUUGUGGUGCACUCUCUUAAGGAUUUACCUACCUCAUUGCCCCCUGGAUUCACUAUCGGAGCCAUUCUUCAGAGGGAAAAUCCCCAUGAUGCAGUGGUGCUUCAUCCAAAGAAUGCUGGACUUACCCUAGACAGCUUGCCAGAGAGGAGCGUGAUUGGCACAAGUUCACUUCGCAGAGCAGCUCAGCUGAAGAAACGAUUCCCUCAACUGGAGUUUGAAAAUAUUAGGGGGAACCUAAACACCCGUCUGAAGAAGCUGGAUGAAAAGGACGACUAUGCUGCCAUUAUUCUGGCCGCAGCUGGCCUUAAACGUAUGGGCUGGGAAAGCAGAAUCAGUCAGAUUCUGGGACCUGAAGAUUGCAUGUAUGCUGUUGGCCAGGGAGCACUGGCAGUGGAAGUCCGAGCACAAGAUAAAGACAUUCUGGAAAUGGUGUCAGUCUUGCACCAUCCAGACACAGUGCUGCAGUGCAUCUCAGAGAGAGCUUUUCUCAGGCAGCUGGAAGGAGGCUGCAGUGUGCCUGUUGCUGUUCAUACAGAAGUGAAAGGGUCCAUGCUGUAUUUGACUGGAGCAGUUUAUAGUUUGGAUGGAGCUGAUUGCUUGAAGGACACUAUGCAGACGGUUGUGGAAAUUGACAACAAAGUGAGCGAGAGUGCACAGGAGUGUGUACACGUUGGAGUCACUGCCAAUAGUGUAUCAUCAUCAGCCCUCGAAGCUGCUGAGAAACUGGGAAUGGAUCUGGCAAAUGCUCUCCUUAAUAAGGGGGCCAAAGACAUUCUCACAACAGCCAGGAAACUAAAUGAUGCUCGAUAGCUGUGCACUGGGGUAUUAGACCUAGUUUUGGAACCUUUGACACGCUGUUUACUUGGAUAAACAAUACACUCAA
Messenger RNA from Cyprinus carpio (common carp), 1840 nucleotides. It is a transcript of the gene hmbsa, whose product is annotated as hydroxymethylbilane synthase a. Gene Ontology annotation, cellular component: cytoplasm. The transcript is spliced from 14 exons. The coding region runs from base 691 to 1767 and encodes 358 amino acids. Gene Ontology annotation, biological process: heme biosynthetic process. The record is from RefSeq and is a predicted model, not a curated record. Lineage: Eukaryota; Metazoa; Chordata; Actinopteri; Cypriniformes; Cyprinidae. Gene Ontology annotation, molecular function: hydroxymethylbilane synthase activity.